This is a messenger RNA of Danio rerio (zebrafish), 3166 nucleotides long. It is a transcript of the gene nefma, whose product is annotated as neurofilament medium chain a. Gene Ontology annotation, molecular function: structural molecule activity. The record is from RefSeq and is marked validated. Gene Ontology annotation, cellular component: intermediate filament; cytoskeleton; axon. NCBI's taxonomy places the organism in Eukaryota, Metazoa, Chordata, Actinopteri, Cypriniformes, Danionidae.
CACACACCGCACCUGUACACUACUUUACCUCACUCUUCUGUUCAUCUGCACCUCCACUCCCCGUCAGUUCGGCCGGAUGAGUUAUCCGAUAGAUACUAUAGGAAGCCCCUACCGGAGGGUGAUGGACACCAGGACGAGCUAUUCGAGCCCCUCCAGCGGGUUCCGCUCCCAGACCUGGUCCCGGACGAGCCCGAGUUCUUCCUCAUACAAGAGGAGCUUUAACGUCCCGGUUGCGCGAGCCUACGGCUCGGCAGUACUGAGCUCCGCCGACAGCCUCGACUUCACCCAGAAUUCCAUCAUCAACGGAGACUACAAGCGCUCCAACGAGAAGGAGCAACUUCAGGGGCUCAACGACCGAUUUGCCGGCUACAUCGACAAGGUGCACUUUCUGGAGCAGCAGAACCAGCAGAUCGAGGCGGAGAUCCAGGCACUGCGGCAGAAGCAGGUGUCGCAGUCUCAGCUGGGCGAACUUUACGACCAGGAGCUGCAGGAGUUGCGCUCCAUGCUGGAGCAGACCCACCACGAGAAGGCGCAGAUCCAGCUGGACACUGACCACAUCGAAGAGGACAUCCAACGCCUGCGGGACCGCUUCGACGAGGAAGCCCGCAUCAGAGAAGAGACGGAGGCGAUCGUCCGCGCCCUGAAGAAGGACAUGGGUGACUCAGCACUCGUCAAAGCAGAGUUGGAGAAGAAAGUGCAGUCCCUGCAGGACGAGAUCGCGUUUAUCCGCAACAACCACCAAGAGGAGAUCAGCGACCUCCUGGCGCAGGUGCAGGCGUCGCAGAUCACCGUGGAGAAGAGGGACUACCAGAAGGCGGACAUCACCGACGCGCUGCGCGAGAUCCGUUCCCAGCUGGAGGGCCAUUCGACGCAAAACCUCCAGCAGGUGGAAGACUGGUUUAUGUGCCGCUACAGCAAACUCACCGAGGCCGCCGAGCAAAACAAAAGCGCCAUCAAAUCCGCGCGGGACGAGAUCUCAGACUACCGCCGCCAGCUACAGUCCAAAACCGUGGAGCUGGAGUCUGUCCGAGGAACCAAAGAGUCUCUGGAGAGGCAGCUGAACGACAUAGAAGACCGACACAACAAUGACCUUGCCAGCCUGCAGGAAACCAUCCACCAGCUGGAAAAUGAACUCAAGAGCACGAAAUGGGAGAUGGCACGGCAUCUGCGUGAAUACCAGGACCUCCUGAAUGUCAAAAUGGCAUUAGAUAUAGAAAUUGCUGCAUACAGAAAACUUCUUGAAGGAGAGGAGAGCCACUUUAGCACUUUCCCAUACCGCCAGACCGUCACCAAAGGCCCCAAGGUGAAAAGUGAGCCACCCAAGCUUAAAGUACAACACAAGUUCGUAGAGGAGAUCAUUGAAGAGACGAGGGUGGAGGAUGAGAAGUCUGAGAUGGAUGAGGCUUUGGCUGAAAUGGCAGAGGAGUUGUCAGCUGCCAAAGAAGACGAGGAAGGAGGAGAAGAGGAGGGAGAGGCUGAGGAAGGAGAAGAAGGAGGUGAUGAUGAGGAGGGAGAGAAAGAAGAUGAGGGUGAAGGAGAAGAAGAGGAGGUGGUGGCAUCAACCCAAGCCAAAGUAGCCUCUGCAGCCCCUGCUGAGGAAGAAGAGGAGGGAGAGAAAGAGGGAGGUGACGAAGAACAAGAAGAAGAGGAGGAAGCUGGAAAGGGUGAUGAGGAGGAAGAGAAAGGAGAGGAGGAGGAGGGUGAGGAGGAGAAGAAAGAAGAGGAAGCAGAGGAGGAAGCAGAAGAAAGCAAGGCACCUGAAGCAAAGGCCUCUCCUGAAAGCGAGAAGGCAGAGGAGAAGCAGGCCAGUGGAGGAGAAGAAGAAGCAGAGGAAGAAGGUGAUGAGAAUCAAGAAGGAGAUGCAGGCAGCGACAAAGGAUCAACCGAUGAAAAAGAAGUGGAAGUAAAGGAGCAGCCUAAGAAAGCAGAACCAGAAGCGGCCAAGGAAGACAAGAAGGGAAAAGAGGAGAAGGAAGAGGCUAAAUCCGAGAAAGAAAAAGCAACUGUGACGGAAACCAAAGCAGAGUCUCCUAAAGCAGAGUCUCCUAAAGCAGAGUCUCCUAAAGCAGAGUCUCCCAAAAGCGAGAGCCCAAAGAGCGAAAGCCCUAAAAAGGAGACGCCUAAAACCGAGGCUCCCAAAAAGGAUCCUCCCAAAAGUGAGCCUCCCAAAACUGAGAGUCCUAAGAAAGAGGAACCCAAGGCUGAACCUUCCAAGAAGGAGACUCCGAAGUCAGAACCAUCCAAGGCUGAACCUAAAGAAGAUUUCCCAAAACCAGCAGACGAGAAAGCCACAAAGAAGAGCGAAACAGAGAAGGAGCCUGAAGAUAAAAAGAAAGAGGCAACCGUGAACGGAGACAUGGGCAAGAAAGAUGACAAGAAAGUGUCUGAUAAGAAGGAGGUGAUCUCCAACGGAGUUGACGAAAGCCCAACCAAAGACGAAAGCAGCCAGAGGGUGGUGAUCACCAAGACGGUGGAGACCAUCACCACUGGAGAAGAUGGAGUCAAACAAGUCACAAAAACUGUUACCGUCACCGAGAAGGGGGAGGAAGUGCAGGAGACCGUCCAGGAGAAGGUAGUCUCCAAACCAGCGGAGAAGCAGGCAGUGAAGGCAACCGAAGCCGAUUAGAUCCGAUCGAACCCCUAUAACUGAGCGAAGAGGAAUAAAUCCCAGGGGGAGGAAGCAUAUCAAGCAAUCAACACAAAACUAACAUAAUGAAGAAAUCAUAAAGCUCAACAGAUGUACUUGCAUUAACCACACCAAAACAAAACAAGCAUAGAGAGAAGCCAUAAGAUGCGGCAAGCUAAAAAAAAUGCAUGUUGAGUGACAGCUUUAAAUGGGUUUUGCUGCAUAUGCGGUCCGGGAUGCUGGGGAUUCACUUUCACUUUCGUUCAAACUGCAAUAUUUGGGGGAGGGGGGGCGGUCACUUGAAUGUGGCAUCUGCAUGCCAGCUCUGGGAUGUUGGGGGGGUGGAACAUGCUACUUGUUCUUUGGGAUAGAAAAAUACCUAUGUAUGACAGUAAUAUACAAUCGAAUGGUGGCGAAUGACAUUUGCUUCGAAUAAUGGCAAUGAGGGUUGUAGAGAGACGUGUUCUUCUGACGAAGUAGCCUUACAAAUAUUAGCGCGAGGACACCAACUGAGCCAAAAAUGUAAAAAAAAAAAAAAAA